AUGGCCGACGAGACCCCCAGGAAGGGCGCCCUGUCGGCGCUCGUCGGGCACACCAACGGCCUCACCAAGCCGAUGGUUCUGCGAAGCGCGCCCGCCUCACUUGGGCUCUCCGGACCCACAGACAGACCCAAACUGCCGGACAACUACACGCAGGACACCUGGCAGAAGCUCCACGAGGCGGUGAGAGCCGUGCAGAGCAGCACCUCCAUCAGGUACAACCUGGAAGAGCUGUACCAGGCUGUCGAAAAUCUCUGUUCUCACAAAGUCUCCCCAACACUCUACAAACAGCUGCGCCAGGUCUGUGAAGAUCAUGUCCAAGCACAGAUCCUUCAGUUUAGAGAAGACUCACUAGAUAGUGUUUUAUUUUUAAAGAAGAUUAACACAUGCUGGCAAGAUCAUUGCAGACAAAUGAUCAUGAUCAGAAGUAUUUUCCUGUUUUUGGACCGCACUUAUGUACUGCAGAAUUCCAUGCUUCCUUCUAUCUGGGAUAUGGGAUUGGAGCUUUUUAGAAACCAUAUCAUUAGUGAUAAAAUGGUUCAGAGUAAAAGUAUUGACGGGAUUCUGCUAUUAAUUGAACGAGAAAGAAGUGGUGAAGCCGUGGAUCGGAGUUUGUUAAGAAGUCUGCUGAGUAUGCUCUCUGACCUUCAGGUAUAUAAAGAUUCAUUUGAAGUGAAAUUUUUGGAAGAAACUAAUUGUUUAUAUGCUGCAGAAGGCCAGAGAUUAAUGCAAGAAAGAGAGGUUCCAGAAUAUCUUAACCACGUAAGUAAGCGUUUAGAGGAGGAAGGAGACCGAGUAAUCACGUACCUAGACCACAGCACACAGAAACCAUUGAUUGCUUGUGUGGAGAAACAGCUGUUAGGAGAACAUUUGACAGCAAUUCUGCAGAAAGGGCUCGACCAGCUGCUGGACGAGAACCGAGUGCCCGACCUCACCCAGAUGUACCAGCUGUUCAGCCGCGUGAAGGGUGGGCAGCAGGUCCUGCUGCAGCACUGGAGCGAGUACAUCAAGACUUUCGGGACAACAAUUGUCAUCAAUCCUGAGAAAGACAAAGAUAUGGUACAGGACCUGCUGGAUUUUAAGGACCGAGUGGACCACGUGAUAGAAGCAUGCUUCCAGAGGAACGAGAAGUUCAUCAACUUGAUGAAGGAGUCCUUUGAGACGUUUAUCAAUAAGAGGCCAAAUAAGCCCGCAGAACUGAUAGCAAAACAUGUUGAUUCAAAAUUGAGAGCGGGUAAUAAAGAAGCAACAGACGAGGAGCUGGAGAGGAUUCUCGACAAGGUCAUGAUAAUAUUCAGGUUCAUUCACGGGAAAGAUGUCUUCGAAGCAUUUUAUAAAAAAGAUUUGGCAAAAAGACUCCUUGUUGGAAAAAGCGCCUCAGUAGAUGCUGAAAAAUCUAUGUUGUCCAAACUAAAGCACGAGUGCGGCGCGGCAUUCACCAGCAAGCUGGAAGGCAUGUUCAAGGACAUGGAGCUGUCCAAGGACAUCAUGGUGCAGUUCAAGCAGUAUAUGCAGAAUCAGAGUGACCCAGGCUCUAUAGAUCUAACCGUGAACAUACUUACGAUGGGGUACUGGCCAACAUACACACCUAUGGAAGUGCAUUUGACUCCAGAAAUGGUUAAACUUCAGGAAAUAUUUAAGACAUUCUAUCUUGGAAAGCACAGUGGUCGAAAACUUCAGUGGCAAACCACGUUGGGCCAUGCUGUUUUAAAAGCAGAGUUUAAAGAAGGGAAGAAGGAGUUCCAGGUGUCCCUGUUCCAGACACUGGUGCUUCUCAUGUUCAACGAAGGGGACGGAUUCAGCUUUGAAGAAAUAAAAAUGGCCACAGGGAUAGAGGAUGGUGAGCUGCGAAGAACGUUGCAGUCCCUGGCCUGCGGCAAAGCACGAGUUCUGGUUAAGAGUCCCAAAGGGAAGGAGGUGGAAGACGGGGACACAUUCAUGUUCAACGGGGAGUUCAAGCACAAACUGUUUCGAAUAAAGAUCAACCAGAUCCAGAUGAAGGAAACCAUUGAGGAACAAGCCAGCACCACUGAGAGAGUGUUUCAGGACAGACAAUAUCAGAUUGAUGCUGCUAUCGUCAGAAUAAUGAAGAUGAGAAAGACUCUUGGUCAUAACCUUCUAGUUUCUGAAUUGUAUAAUCAGCUGAAAUUUCCAGUAAAGCCUGGAGAUUUGAAAAAGAGAAUUGAAUCUCUUAUAGACAGAGACUAUAUGGAGAGAGACAAAGACAAUCCGAAUCAGUACCACUACGUGGCCUAA
Messenger RNA from Puma concolor (puma), 2253 nucleotides. The record is from RefSeq and is a predicted model, not a curated record. NCBI's taxonomy places the organism in Eukaryota, Metazoa, Chordata, Mammalia, Carnivora, Felidae.